Messenger RNA from Cyphomyrmex costatus, 2312 nucleotides. RefSeq names its product Vacuolar protein sorting-associated protein YL-1 (gene YL-1). The transcript has 2 exons. Lineage: Eukaryota; Metazoa; Arthropoda; Insecta; Hymenoptera; Formicidae. Gene Ontology annotation, cellular component: nucleus. The coding region runs from base 508 to 2208 and encodes 566 amino acids. The record is from RefSeq and is a predicted model, not a curated record.
GUAAGUGUAACAGUAAGGAAAUCAACAUGUUGGAUUGAAGCUACUGUUUUCGUAAUGGUUUUACGGAUUCUACUGUGAUUGGUCAAUUUGCUUAAGUCAAUUUACUCCUUAAGUUAUUUUGUCUGCAAUGGCCUUUAACAUGAAACUCCAAAAGAUAAAAACGUUACAAAGUAUUAAAGACGAUCAUACAAUCAUACAAGUAGGUAUUAAAAUCAAGUAUUAAACCGCACCGCAGGUAUUUAACGGACAGUUUACAGACGUCUUUGUCGUCAGUAAUGCAAAUUAUUGAUCCAAAAUUGGUGGGUAUUUAAGUUUUUUAUCACCAGAGGGCGUGUGUGUGAAAGCAGAGAGAGAGAGAGAGAGAGAGAGAGAAAUCUGAGAAGGGCGGAAUGGCCAUCUCGGUCCUUUUCGUGAGGAAGACGUUCGAAGUGUUCAAAUCGUUUUUCAUUCAAAAUUCGUAAAUGUGUGUUCGUGCGUCAUUAUAUUACUCGUAAAGUUUUGUUUAAAAUGUAUCGAGACCGGAGAUUUCGGGAAAACCAACGCCCGGUUCAUCGCAGUAAAAAACGAAAAUUUUAUGGAAAUCGUUAUAUCAAAAUAAGCGAGACAAGCCCCAGUACAUCAUCGAAAAAAAUAACUGGAUCCGAUGAUUUCGAUGUCGUUGUCAUCCCUACUCAUGUUUAUUCAAUAAUCAAUUUUAAUCUUGUUUUUUCGGCUUUGUCGAACAUUUUGAAGUGCAAAAUAUGCGACGGUGACGUGACUUUUGGAAAAAAAGAUGAGCAAGGAUUAGGAUUUCAACUUGCCAUACAGUGCCACUGUGGGGAUAAUUUCAUUAACUCCUGCGCAAGGAUCGGAAACAAAGAGGCAUAUGAGAUAAAUCGAAAGUUCGUCUUUAUCAUGCGGCUGUUAGGAAUCGGAUUACAUGGAAUCAAUUGCUUCAUUGGUUUGAUGGAUUUAGGUAAAAGCAUGAACACAAAAACGUAUUAUGCCGCGAUUGAAAAUAUAUUUCGUUCUACGAAAGCAGUAUUCGACGAAGUUGUUAAAAAAGCCGGUCGUGAAGAAAAGGAGCAAAAUAUUGAAAAUGGUUUUGAAGAAGACAAAUUCAUUGUAUCAGGGGAUGGAUCAUGGCGUAAGCGAGGGUUCUCAUCUUUGUUCGGUGUGAUAACAUUGAUCGGGCAUUUCAGCAAUAAAGUGCUCGAUCUUGUAGUAAAAUCUAGUUUUUGUAAAGCAUGCGUAACGUGGAAGAACAAGUUGAACACAGCAGAAUACGAGAAUUGGUACAGUGAGCAUAAAGAGGAAUGUUCAGCGAAUCACGCUGGAAAAAUGGAGGUAAAUGCGAUAUUGGAAAUGUUUGCGAGAGCCGAAGAUAUACACGACGUCAAGUAUAAACAGUACAUCGGAAAUGGCGGCACGAAAACCUUUAAAACUUUACUAAAACAAGAUUCGGAAGUAGAAAAAAAAGAAUGUGUAAAUCACGUUCAAAAAAGAAUGGCCGCGAGACUCCGUAAUUUAAAAAUAACGAAUAAAAGCAUUUGUAAAGAAAACGUUGGAAACUUGACAAACAAAUUGAUAAACGAUUUCACCGUUUACUAUGGACUUGCAAUAAAACAUAAUCCUAAUUCGGUUGAAAAUAUGAUUAAUGACGUUUGGGCGACGUACGAACAUAAAAUUUCGACGAACGAAAAACCGAUGCACGAUUGCUGUCCGCCGGGUCCGAAUUCAUGGUGUAAAUGGCGACGCGCUGAGGCUGUUGGGACGCUCGAUGAUUUUGAUCAUCCUCUCCCCCUUAACGACAAGGUUCAACAAGCUAUUCGGCCUAUUUUCGAAGAUUUGUCAUCGUGGAGUUUAUUAAAUCGAUGUCGCGGAAGCUACACUCAGAAUGACCAUGAAAGUUACGACAAAACUAUUUGGCAAUUCGCACCAAAGCACAUUCUCUGCGAUUCGCAAAUUGUUACCAUCUCUGCUUACCUCGCUGCAUGUAUAUUUAACGAAGGUUUUAAACCUAUUUUAAAAAUUAUGCAAACGAUGGGUAUUACAAUCGGACCGUACGCAGAUUUAUUUGCCAGUAAACGCGACACGGAGCGCCUGAGAGAGGCUAUGACUCUCGAGUCCGUCGAGGAAAACGUACUUUACAAAAAUGAAGAACUUCAAGAACCGCAGCAUUUUGAAGAAGUGGAAGGCUUAUUGUAUGGCCCUGGAAUAAUUAAUUAGUUAUAAGUGAGGCGACAUACAGUAUUUCUGUUCUGACCACAUGUUCAAAUUGGAGAGGUUUCUUCCCCAAAAUUACAGCCAACAAAUUAAUUUCGUAAAAUUUA